Molecule: messenger RNA, 561 nt
Organism: Perkinsus marinus ATCC 50983
Lineage: Eukaryota; Perkinsozoa; Perkinsida; Perkinsidae
Exons: 6
Coding region: 1-561 (186 amino acids)
Source: RefSeq, a predicted model, not a curated record
AUGCCUGUUUGCCUAGCACAGGGGGCGAGAGUCAUCCGUAAUAGCAAACAAAGAACUAUGUCGAAUGUAGAUUAUUUUGAUUACGUCGAUUCUGUGCAAGUAGAGUUUCUGGUCGAGCAGUGUAAGAAGUUGCAUCACUUGGCCGUACAUCGUGAGGAGCAGAGGAGGCUGGUCCAAGAGCAGCUGGACGAACAUAUGGAGGGAACUGAUACGAAGGAUUUCCCAGAGGUUUCCGGCCAGUCUAUGGUAGAGGACAGCACGACUAAGCACGACUGCAUACGGGCUACUAUACUACGGCAAGAGUUGAAAAUUCAGGAAACUGUGAUCGAGCAACUUCGGAAGGAUCUCAUUGAUGCGAAGGCGACUAUAGUAAAGCUGGAGGUUCGCUUAGUGGAUGCGGCAACUGAAGAGGAGGAGGAGGAAGCAGAGGAUUGGGCAGCGGGAACGGCGGUCAUUCAGCUUAUGAAAGCAUGGAAGUCGCUGGUGGCAUUUCUCGUCAUACACUUCUCAAGGAAUCUUGAGGGUCUCGACUCGAUCUUGAAAGCUGCUGCGAGCAGUUGA